Molecule: messenger RNA, 1897 nt
Organism: Daucus carota subsp. sativus
Lineage: Eukaryota; Viridiplantae; Streptophyta; Magnoliopsida; Apiales; Apiaceae
Exons: 3
Coding region: 575-1774 (399 amino acids)
Source: RefSeq, a predicted model, not a curated record
AUUUUAUGGAAAAUAGUAAAAUAGGAAAAGAAAAAUAUAAUGAAAGAAUUAUGUACAAGUUAGUAAUAUUUUAAACAGAAACUUUUGUUUGAUUUGAACUAGAGAAGAGAGGAAUGCAAAGAGCAUAAUCAUAAAGAAGAGAGAAUAAGUCCAAGAUGAGAAGAAUCUAAGGCAGGUUGACAUGUCCAAAAUGCUCACAUGCCCAGUCUGAGCAUCCUAAUACACAAACAACAAUCAGGGACCCAAGCAGCAACAGUCAUAUACACCACCACUCGUCCUCUCCUUUUCUUCUAAAUUUUUAUGUAUAAUUGUAUAAACCUUCCCACCUUUUGACUUGGCCGACCACAAACAAUUAUCUAAGUCUUAAGCAUUACUGGUAAUUUUUGUUCUACAGAAGCUGAAUCAUAUCAAUUUGGCAAUAUUUACAUGCCUAAUGCCAUUAAAAGGAAACUCCCAUUCACUUUUCUUCUCUCAUCUGUCGAGAGACAUAGCUAGCUUGCUCACCAAAAACCUACUUUUUAUAAGCUGUGGCGGGCUAUAUUUUUUUUUCCCUGUUGGAUUUUAGCUUAUAUGUAUGGCAUUCCUCAGUUCUUCACCGCAAAACUCAGUACUCAAAACCAGCAAACAAAGAGGCUCAUCAAAACGCCAUAAACAACCGUCUUCAUGGGACCAAAUCAAGAAUCUACUCACUUGUAAAUAUAUCCAAACUGCUACGGCCCUUCAGAAUCCUCCCCAAAACAACACUAAUGCUACAUUAAACGGUGCUUACGCAAAGCUAGGACAUUGCAAGUAUACGUGUGGUUUUGAGGACGUUGCUCAUGGAAACACUAAAGUUAUUCACAGACCCGAUAACUUGUCAGGAAACAGCUCCUCCGGACGAGAAACCAGCCGGAAAAAUGUUAGUGGGGUCUUGCUGUCAUCAUCGUCCAGAUCCUUGGCUAGUAAUGCUUCAGGCAGAUCUAAUUCUUUCUCAGCUUCUUCGAGAAGAAUGCAAUUUAGGAAACUUUCCGGCUGUUACGAAUGUCAUCUGAUUGUCGAUCCUAGCAGGUAUCCGAGUCCAACAAGUACAAUUUGUGGCUGCCCCGAGUGUGCAGAGAUCUUUCUGAAUACUGAAAGUUUGGAACUUCAUCAAGCUCUUAGACAUGCUGUGUCGGAGCUCAGUCAUGAAGAUUCGGGCCGAAAUAUUGUAGAAAUGAUAUUCAAAUCAAGCUGGCUGAAAAGAGACGGUUCAUUCUGCAACAUCGAACGUAUACUAAAAGUGCGCAACAGAAAACUUACUAUCCAACGUUUCGAAGAUUGCCGUGACGCCAUUAAGCUUCGCGCUCUCGCAAACACGAAGAGAAACCCUAGGUGUGCUGCUGACGGUAACGAACUACUAAGGUUCCAUUGCACGAGCCUCAUGUGCGCGCUCGGCGCCCGUGGCUCAUCCAGCCUCUGCGGCUCGAUGCCCGGGUGCGGAGUUUGUACUAUAAUCAGACACGGGUUUCCAGGGACCCAUUUUGCUGAUCAUGGGAGCGGGGUCCGCACCACUUCGAGCAGCGGCAGGGCCCAUGAUUGUUUUGCUGGGACCUCUACACGGAGAGCUAUGCUUGUUUGUCGUGUUAUUGCUGGGAAAGUGAGGAUGGCAGCGGAGGGAGAUGGUUUGGUAGCUGCGGGAGGUUAUGAUUCUGUCGCUGGAAUCGUCGGGGUUUAUUCCGAUCUUGAGGAUUUGUAUGUCUGUAAUCCUAGGGCGAUCCUUCCUUGUUUUGUUGUUAUUUACAAUGCCAUGCUAUAGAGUUUUUGCUGAAUUAAAUUUACUGUAGUCGUUUAUGUUGAAAUAUAACGUAAGAUCCAUUUGGAAGAACGGUUCUCAGUAUGGUAUCAGAGCUAUCUGAGCUAAGGAAGUAAUUUUUCACUA